Messenger RNA from Aspergillus nidulans FGSC A4, 189 nucleotides. RefSeq lists its product as uncharacterized. The transcript has 3 exons. Bases 1 to 189 code for a protein of 62 amino acids. The record is from RefSeq and is a predicted model, not a curated record. Lineage: Eukaryota; Fungi; Ascomycota; Eurotiomycetes; Eurotiales; Aspergillaceae.
AUGCCCCAUCACGGUGUUGAAAUCUUGAAUUGUGUUGACUUCGUACCACAAGUAUACGAGUUUGAUCAUGUUUCUAUAGAGAUUCGUGAGCAUUUACUAUUAGGACAUCCUAUUUAUGCCUUAGACUCUAGAAACUAUAAUUUUGCCACAAACACCACGAUCACGAUCGCUAAGACAACCCCAAGAUGA